AAAAUUACUUAAUGCCUAAUUCCAGGAAAUAGCAUCUUUACGGUCGUCUCAUGAGAGUAAUCUACGCCGUGCUGAAACUGAAAAUCGGGUAGCCAUUGUUGCAUUAGAACAGCAGUUGGCAAUGCAGCAACAGCGAUCUCUUAAUACCUUGAGUGAGCGAGAUUUGGAGAUUCAGCGUCUAACCAAAGAAGUGCAUGAACUAAGGAAAUCAUCAGCCCAAAGUGGUUUAGGGACCCUAGAAGCAACAGCUGCUAUUUUGUCGCAAGUGAGUGGUGGCAGUGAAGGGCCACUCUUACAUCACUUGGAAGAACUAGCUCGCAAAGAUCAAGAAGUAUCUCAACUGAGACGUGAGAAACGGCAGUUGGAAACUACUAUGAGGGAAGUUCAAAUGGCAGCAUUGAACAGACAACAGGCUCAGCAAGAUAAAAUUGAACGUUUAGAGGAGGAAGCUGAAAGGUACCGUAGGAAUGUUUCUCGGGAAGGUGAAAAUCUGGAGUACUUGAAGAAUGUUGUCCUCCAGUACAUGACGAGUUCAGAUGCUGAGUCACGUAAUCUAAUGCUAAAUGCUAUAUCUGCAGUCCUAAAAUUCACCUCUAACGAGGUGGAAAAUGUGAGAAAAUACAAUACGCUCUGGUGGUGGCAACCUGCUCCAAAGACAGGAGUCAAGGUUAAAACUCACCAUUAAAAGGGAGAGAAAAUGAUGGAAUGGUAUAGCAGCAUAUUCACUGUUAAUUUUACAGUCAUUCAUAUUCUACUUCCAAUGAUCUUGUUAUAUAAAAAGAUCUAUUUUCAGUGAUGUGAAGGUGUUGGGUGUUUGCUGUAUGAAAACAAAGGGGAUAAUGUCUUGGAAUAUAAACAGAUGGGCAGACAAAAAAAAAAACAGACAAUUACAGACAUAGAUAUUUCAGAAAACCUGACAUAUGCAUUAUACACAUAUACACCCACACCAACACCCACAACCAAUCACAAACACACCCCGGUGUUAUCUCUACUCUUGUCUUAUCUCCUUGCCUCCUCUCUUAUCUUAUGUAUUAUCUUCCUUUCUCCUUUGCUCACUUUUCAUCUUUUCUUAGCAUGAGUCUGAUUGCAUGUUUGUGUGAGUGUGCAUAGAUGUGUGCGUGUAUAUACAAUAUAUAUCUUAUUUUGUGUACAGAUUAUGAUAUAUGCAGAAUGUACAUUAAUGUUAAACCUCUUGUAACCUCUUGAAGAAUUUUAUGGGAUAAUGGAAUGGAAUAAAAUUAUUAUUUUUUAA
Messenger RNA from Penaeus vannamei (Pacific white shrimp), 1252 nucleotides. RefSeq names its product GRIP and coiled-coil domain-containing protein 1. The record is from RefSeq and is a predicted model, not a curated record. Gene Ontology annotation, cellular component: Golgi apparatus. Lineage: Eukaryota; Metazoa; Arthropoda; Malacostraca; Decapoda; Penaeidae.